Messenger RNA from Humulus lupulus (European hop), 1939 nucleotides. RefSeq lists its product as uncharacterized. Gene Ontology annotation, biological process: protein import into nucleus. Gene Ontology annotation, cellular component: cytosol; nuclear envelope. The record is from RefSeq and is a predicted model, not a curated record. The transcript has 4 exons. NCBI's taxonomy places the organism in Eukaryota, Viridiplantae, Streptophyta, Magnoliopsida, Rosales, Cannabaceae. The coding region runs from base 1179 to 1514 and encodes 111 amino acids.
UCUCUGCCUCUCUCUUUCAGACUCGACUAUCUUUCCUUCUCUCACUCUCUCUCACACUAUGUCUCUAAUCCAUUCUGUUGAGCCGCUGGGUCACCACGAUCUGUACGAUUCUUGCUGCUCCUUCUCCCUCACGCGAUUUUUGUUGCUCAGUCUCCCCCUUCUCCCUCAUGCAAGUCUUGCUGCUCCUUCUCUAACUCCUUCUCCCUCACGCGAUUCUCCCUCACGACAUUUCUCCUGCUGGAAGCAAGAACCCAGGAAAGAGCACUCUAACCUUGUUUGUCUAUGUGAGGUAUUUUUUUUAAUUCAGAUUUCAAUUUAAUAUAAGAUAAUCACUGAUUCGAAAGCUCGCUUGUAAUGACACUGUCAAAAUCGCACCUCCCAGCGAUAUACUCGUUCUUGACCAAUUCAUUGAGUGGUGACGAAAGCAUCCGCAAUCCAGCAGAGGAGGCUCUCGCUCAGUGCGAGGCUAGGCCCGACUUUUUCUCUUGUCUCAUGGAGAUUAUUAGUGCCAAGCAUUUGGCCCCUCAGGUGGACGUUCGAUUGAUGGCUUCACUGUAUUUCAAGAAUACUAUUAAUCGCUACUGGAGGAAAAGACAUGAUUCUUCGUGAGACAUUGUUUAUUGUUCUUUUGGUUAUUGAUAUUAGAAACAUAUGGUGAAAGUGGUAGAUUAUAGAGCUUAGGAAUUCACAAUGUGUGAGUUUGGAUACUUGUAUCAGCUCAUUUGAUUGAAAAGUACUUUAAUUUUCAUAUAUAAGGCAAUCCGUUUAUGUGAGUAUGUGAUUUAGUAAAAGCAUUGUAGUAUCUGCGUUUUUUCAUGUGUGGGCAGGAUAUGUUCUUAUCAAGGUAAAUAAUUUAUUUUUAUCACAUGGCAUCUAAUGUGAACAUAUUGCUUUCAGGGGAAUCAGCAACGAAGAGAAAGUACAUCUGAGGCAAAAACUGGUAUCCCAUUUAAGAGAAGAAAACUAUCAGGUGUUUGGUGCCCUUACUUCUUUUUUUUUACAAAUGGAACAUGACCUCUUUCUCUCUCUGUAAAUAUAUGUAUAUAAAUAUAUCUAUCUCAUCAUAUAUCGUUUAAGAUUCAUCAUCCUAGCCCGAGUUCUAACUCUUCAUCUGAGAUUUUCUUUUAUAUAUUUAUUUUAGAGGUGACAUUAUUUUAGUGAAAGAAUCCACUUUUACUAUGCUCUUUAUAGGUCUGAUACAGACAACUCUCGUGUUGGCUGUGCUCAUCUCAAAAAUUGCUCGAAUUGAUUAUCUAGUAGAAUGGCCAGAUCUCUUUUCAUUUUUAGCACAACAACUUCAGUCAGCAGAUGUUCUCUCUUCUCACAAAAUCUUUUUGAUCCUCUUUCGAACCUUGAAAGAAUUGUCCACUAAGCAUCUAAUGGAUGGACAAAGGACCUUUGCACAGAUAUCAUCCCAUUUCUUUGAUUAUAGUUGGCAGCUUUGGCAAUGUGAUGUGCAGACCAUCUUACAUGUGUUCUCUUUUGAAGUUGUGCUUUACUAUGUUAAUUUAUAAGUUUGUGACUAUUCGAAGGAAUGGUCCAAAUGUGAUAUUUCUUGGUAUCCUUUGGAAAAUGUUAGGUAUGUAAGAAGUCAUUGAGUGCUUUUUCAUCAACAUUUAUUUGUGAACCAUCUGGGCACUUCUGAGAGGGAACCUUUCAUCCAGUUAUGGAAAAACUUUCAGUUUGCAUCUCCCUCUUUAGCCCAUUUACAUCUUGAUUUCAACCAUAGCCCUUUUUCCUCCUCAAGAGAAAUCUGCUGCCUCUUGUCGUUGUAUUUAAGAGUUUUGUUGUUCUUUUUUUUUUUUUUUGUGAGCUCUAGUUUCCAAGGUCUCUCAGUGGAUUUGGAUAGUUUCUUGGUUGUAAGAGUUGUAAUUUUUUUUUAAUUAUGACUCCUAAUUAAAGGUCCAAUGAUGCUGAUAGUUUAUUAAUUGGUGUGUAA